Molecule: messenger RNA, 933 nt
Organism: Tinamus guttatus (white-throated tinamou)
Lineage: Eukaryota; Metazoa; Chordata; Aves; Tinamiformes; Tinamidae
Source: RefSeq, a predicted model, not a curated record
AUGUUGGCCUAUGGUUUGAGAACAACCACAGGCAGGGUUUCAGUGUACUGCCCAGCACUGUAUUGCAAUGUCUUGUCUGACAGCUCUUCCCAGAAAGCUUUCCACAGGGCAAGAAGAGAGCUGGAUGCUUCAGCCCCAAUAGAUUGUAAGCUGAGUGGCUGGAGCGCGUGGGGGCCCUGCAACCCAUGCAUGUACCAGAGGUUUCAGUCCAGAAGUAUUGAGAAAUUCGGACAGUUUGGUGGAAAAUCAUGUCUGGAGACCGAGAGAUUCGCAAAGCUGAUCAAUAUUUUAGGGAUGCAGCCCCUGGCCAGCCCAUUGGACAAUGACUUUUUCAAUGGCCUGUGUGUGUGCGCACAUGACGGGAACAUGCGCACCUACUACUGCAAGCCCUGGAAUGUCAGUGUUCUCAUCUAUGACACAAAAGCAGACAAAACCUUCACAGCUGAGUACUAUCAUGAUCAUGCAGAAAUGAUUGAGGUUUACAUAGAAAAAGAAAGAAAAUUUAACGCGGAUCUGUCUGUGAAAUACACACCUACUGAUGCAAGCGGCAAAGAAACCGCACAAGGAAAUUUCAAGUAUCACUACAGCAAGAAUUCAAGUUUAAGUUCAGUCCUGAAAACCGUCACAGAAAGGAACCAAACCUUCCUGCAUGUAAAAGGAAAGAUUCAGCUUGGAAGAUUCCAGAUGCGAAGUCGUGAUGUCCAUCUCACAGACAGCUUCCUUGAUGAUCUAAACUUUCUGCCUGCUGAAUAUGAUAAGGGGGAAUAUUUCAAAUUCCUAGAAGAUUAUGGAACGUACUACAUGGUCUCUGGAGCUGUGGGAGGAAAAUAUGAGCUUGUGUAUGUGCUAGAUGAUUAUGCGAUGUCUCAUUCAGGUAGGUAUUCUCCUGGCCUCACUCUGCUACACGGAUUAUCACUGUUGCAUAGAGAAAUG